Molecule: messenger RNA, 246 nt
Organism: Protopolystoma xenopodis
Lineage: Eukaryota; Metazoa; Platyhelminthes; Monogenea; Polystomatidea; Polystomatidae
Source: the annotation of a GenBank genome assembly
GCGCCUUCGCUUUUUAGUCAGCUAUCCUCACGUCUAUGCAAUAUUGUCGGUCGCUACGUAGUCUGUUUCUGUCCGCCCUGGUUUCGCAGUCUGCAAUCUAUUCUUCAUCUCAUCAUUCUCGACCCGUUUGCUGAGCUCUUCAUCACAAUCUGCAUUAUCGCCAACACUCUGCUUAUGGCCCUUGACAGUCCAGACAAUAGCGAUGAUUUUGCGCUCUUCCUAAAAGUGGCCAACUACGUAGGCUGA